Molecule: messenger RNA, 507 nt
Organism: Heterostelium album PN500
Lineage: Eukaryota; Evosea; Eumycetozoa; Acytosteliales; Acytosteliaceae
Gene: ubqH
Product: ubiquitin
Exons: 1
Coding region: 1-507 (168 amino acids)
Molecular function (GO): protein binding
Source: RefSeq, a predicted model, not a curated record
AUGAAGUUAACUUUAAAUCUUCAAACUUUUGGUAAGAAGAAUUUCAGGGUUGCGCAAUAUGAUGAUCAAACAACAGUAAAGAAAAUGGUAGAUAGUCUUUUAGAGGUUAAUUAUGUUCCAACAUUAGACAAUUAUAUCAAAUUGUUUUCAAAAGAAAUAGUUGUGGUUAUUCAUGAUGAUAUUGUUAUAAAUGGUGAUAGCGACAAUACUUUGCAACAGUCAAAUAUAGUAGAUGGUGAAUAUAUCUAUUUGUUGGAGAGAUCAGAAUACUUUAAAAUCGGCAGCAUGAAACUUUUCAUUAAACCUUUAGAUGGUAAUAAGUUUACAUUGGAUAACAUCUCAUGUUCACAAACAAUAUAUUCAGUAGCGAAAUUAGUUUCACAACGACUAAUGAUACCAAUAGAAUCUAUUCGCUUCAUCUUUGCAGGAAAUCAAUUAGAUUUUAAAAAAUCUGUUUCCAACUCUUCACUGCAGACUGAAUCAACUUUACAUUUAGUAUUAAAAUAA